CUUUGCAGUGUGCCAGAAUCCAGCUUCCCCUUCUCCCUGAGGUGAGACUCCUGACAGUCCCAGUCAGCCUGAGUGAUGGCCACCACACUAUGCUUUCUUCCAGCAACCUACCUGAGAAACAUGAAAGAGAAAUUGGCCCAGAAUAAGCUCAUCUUGAAGGACGAGUUGAAAACCUUACUUCAUUUGUGUGAUACCCGGGAUGAUGUAGAACUGGCUAAAAAUGUCAUUUACAGGUACCAUACAGAGAACAGAAAUGUCACUUUGGGAGAGUAUAAAUUUGGACCACUUUUCAUGAGGUUGUGCUACGAGUUGGAUCUUGAGGAAUCUGCAUUGGAACUCAUCAAAGACCAGCAUUUACGAGGUUUCUUCUCAGACACCACGUCGUUCAAUAUUUUGAUGGAUAUGUUAUUUAUGAAAGGCAAAUAUACAAGUGCGCUGGAAGUGCUGAUAGAGAUGAAAAACCAAGAUGUGAAAUUCAACAAAGAAACCUAUGUCCUUGCUUUUGCAAUUUGCUACAAACUGAAUAGCCCUGAAUCUUUGAAAAUCUGUACUACAUUAAGAGAAGAAGCCCUAAUCAAAGGAGAAGUCCUCUCCAGGAGAGCAUCCUGUUUUGCUGUGGCACUAGCUCUGAAUCAGAACCAGGUGGCGAAAGCUAUAUCAAUUUUUUCUCAAAUCAUGAAGCCAGAAAGCAUUAUCUGCACUAAUUUAAAUAUUUUGAUUCAUAUCCAGUCAAAUAUGUUGAAAACCCUGAUAAAGAUAUUAAAGGAUGCUGCAGACGGAAAUUUAUCAAAAUUUGUGAAAAGACAGGAGUUCUCAGAAGAAGUGCUGGUCAAAGCAAGGAAAAAAGUGAAGGAUGUACCCGCCCUUCUGGCCAAAUUUGAUGAGAUCUAUGGGAAACUCCACAUUAAUGGCCAGGUCACCACUUGCACUUUGGAUACUCUCCUCUGCCACACCCCUGGGGACAGAAAAUCCCACAUGGUACUAUUAAGUAAGAGGACAGUCAGCCAUCGGACCUUCCAGCCUCUCAACCAGUCUCUGUGGGCUGAAUAACCCUAUGCUCAAGUCACUCAUGGGUCUGAGCUGGAAGGGGCCUCCCAGUGAGUUAAUGGCUUCCUAAGAAAUCAGGCAUUGUACUCCAGUGGAUGCUAUGUUAACAAACACUUGGUCUCCUUAAAUUUCUGCGUUGAUUUCGAACUGUCAUGCUGAUCUGAGAAGUUAAUGUUGUGCCACCGUGAAGAUCUAAAUCGAGUCCAGCAGAAAGCUCCGCUCCCUCAGAAAGGACACUUCCUCUGUAUAAAGUUCUAAGGAUCCUUGAAGGAACAUGACUGUGGUCUCCAGUCCAACUGCCGGUACCAGCGUAGAACCAAGUAAGCACUAAUGGGAAGGAAAUUGCCAUAAGUGGUCAACUCCAGUAAAUUUUGGGGGGAGUAGUUACUUGCAGACUAUACUCUUGCUGAAUUCAGGAGGUCUGGAACCCUAUUUUGCUACUGUGAGCAAUGGCUCAGGAUGUUCUCACUGUUUCUGUCAUCAUCUGUCUGUGACCCUAAAUAAGAUGCUUGUGAAUCUGCAUAUUGACUUGAAAUUUUCAUUUAAGUUUCAUUAGGGUCACAUUUUCUCAAAAAUGAGAGAAAUAAAAGAUUCCUGAGAAGAUA
This is a messenger RNA of Panthera uncia (snow leopard), 1652 nucleotides long. RefSeq names its product pentatricopeptide repeat domain 2 (gene PTCD2). Gene Ontology annotation, cellular component: mitochondrion. Gene Ontology annotation, biological process: regulation of mRNA processing; mitochondrion organization; multicellular organism development. Bases 76 to 1050 code for a protein of 324 amino acids. Gene Ontology annotation, molecular function: RNA binding; protein binding. Lineage: Eukaryota; Metazoa; Chordata; Mammalia; Carnivora; Felidae. The record is from RefSeq and is a predicted model, not a curated record. The transcript has 8 exons.